GUGUACCGUUUUCAACCUGUUUCGCCAGUCUCCGUCCGCCUCACAACCACCGUCGUCUUCCGCUGUCGUCCCGGCUCAACCAACACCGAGCACUCCCUCAGCGGAGCCCUCGCAAUCAGACUUGCCCGGUUCACUGACGAAGACCUCAGGCGGGCAGAGGACUUCAUCAGACUGAUGAGGGUUAUGUACACGUCCACCCUCUGCGUUUCUUCGGAAAAGAACCCGACAUCUGGACAGAUUCUGCCCAUUCUCAAAAAGCUUGAGAUGCAUUUUACUGUUACUGAUGGGGACACAGUAUUUGUGUCCAACCUUAAAAAGCAAGUUUGGGGAAAUCUGUCAAAGCGUUACCAGAGUGAUGAAAUCAGGAGCUUUCUGGAAGAGGCUACUGCUUUGGAUCCACGCUUCAAACAAAAGAUGGACGAUAAUGCUUCUGUCUGGGACCGGAUCAAGGGGAAGUUCCUGGCCAAAAAUCUGACCGACUCUGAGAAGUCAACAGAUCUAGACUGUGGAGGAGAUGGUGACGAGAACAUGGAAGGAAUGGAGAGUGAGGCAGAGGAGAAUCAAAUGCAUCCCUGCAAAACCCCCAAAAUGACCCCAUUGGAGGAGCUGUUUGCUGAUGAGGAUGCCCAAAAGGUGACACCACAGCAGAAUUCCAUGUCCAUCCAGGACCAGGUAGAGAAGGAGCUGCACAUGUACAAGGCUAUGCCACGCAUAGUUACUUCUGAUGACGCUGCGGCCUGGUGGUGGAACAUGAGAACAACCUAUCCUUGCCUGUCAGACAUGGCCUUCUCAUAUUUAUGUGUCCAGGCUUCCUCUACACCCAAGUGAACGUGUUUUCUCGACUGCUGGUGACACAAUCUGUGCUGAACGCUCACGCAUACUGCCUGAGAAG
Messenger RNA from Gymnodraco acuticeps, 892 nucleotides. RefSeq names its product zinc finger BED domain-containing protein 1-like. The transcript is spliced from 5 exons. Gene Ontology annotation, molecular function: protein dimerization activity. Bases 175 to 828 code for a protein of 217 amino acids. Lineage: Eukaryota; Metazoa; Chordata; Actinopteri; Perciformes; Bathydraconidae. The record is from RefSeq and is a predicted model, not a curated record.